Molecule: messenger RNA, 2211 nt
Organism: Diatraea saccharalis (sugarcane borer)
Lineage: Eukaryota; Metazoa; Arthropoda; Insecta; Lepidoptera; Crambidae
Source: the annotation of a GenBank genome assembly
AUUAAAAUAAAAAUCGAUUAUUUUUUAACAUCCCUACUUUGUUUAUUUUUCACGUUUCAGCGUGAGCAGAUAAACUCUCGUAGUGUUUGUUACAAAAUGGGUAAAGAAGAAGCAUCAACAAAAAAGCGGCGUAAAAUAAACUCCAGUUCUUCAACUGAAGUCGGCAAACAAGGACCGGCUGAUCUGUACAAGCGUGUAGUUGAAUUCGAAGAAAUUGAAUCUCAACUACGUCCUGCUGAAAAGGAUGCUGCUUUGUUUCGAAAGAUUUGUCACGAUGUUCGUCAAAUUUUUUCUGAUAUAUCAGAACUAAAAUCGAAGGACACUGAUGAGGCAAAAGAAAAAAUUAAUUCUAAAAGAGUUGAAGCAUCCUUGCUGCUAGUUACCUUGAAGAAACUGAAUCGGCUGGAAAAAGUGCGUACUAGAGCUGGUAGAGAGGCUUUGCAUAAAGAAAAACAGCAAGUAGAUUCUACUCAUUUACUAUUGCAAAAUUUGCUAUAUGAAGCUGAUCAUCUGAACAAAGAAGUGACUAAAUGCCUCCAAUUUAAAUCAAAAGAUGAAGAGAUUGAACUUGUACCUCUUGAAGAUUUUUAUAAAGAUGCACCUGAAGAAAUUUCUCGACCAGAAGUCACAAAAACUGAUGAACAUCAGUUACAAUUGGCAAGACUUGAGUGGGAGUUACAACAGAGACGUGACUUGGCUGGAGCUUGUAGUGAGUUGGUUGCCUCAAAAGAAAGAGUAGCUGCUGCUAUAGCUGCGGCAAGAUCAAGAUUGGAUGCCCUAGCACCUCACCUGCGAGAUGUUCUUAAAGCAACAAAGCCACUUCAGGAAUGCUUAGCAAUGAGACUGGAUGAAAAACGUGAUGAAUCUAGAGCUGCUUCAUUACUGCCACCACCACUUUUUCUUUUGUUUGCAAAUUCUAGUGCAUAUUCUGAUGCUCUUGGUGAAGAAAUUGUCACACUUUCCAUAUCCGGUGAUGAAGAUGAAGCUCGUAGACUGGAACAACAGAGCAGUGUAGAAAAUGAAUUGAUUGUCUCAAAUGAUUCUGAUUCUGAUCAAGAUAAUAAUGAUGAAGAUCAAAGAGAAAAGAAAAAGCGUCACCAUAGAACAUCAAAGAUCUCUAAAGAAGAAAAAGCAGAGGCUAAGAAAAAAGAAGUGUUUAGAAAACAUCCCUUAAAUGUCCAAGUAUCAGUAAAAGUUCAAGAUGGUACUGCUCUAAAUCUAAUUUUCUCAUACUUACUACAUCUCAAAAUUAUUACAGUGAAAUUCACAGUGUCAUUGCCAAAACCUGUAACUGGAGUAUCAGCAGCUGAUGUCCUGAAUGGAAGUUGCAUAUUGAAUGAACUUUACCCAGCAGAUAGUGGUAAUGAUUCACCCCACCCAGCUACUGCUUAUUUACUCAAAGUAGCAGGGAUUACUGAAGAUUUCCAACAUUUUAUAUCUGAAGUUGGAAGGCCUUAUAUUUGGGCUCAAAGAAUGUGUGGUUUAGACUUCAUGGCCACUGUUUUUGACAAUCAGAAAAAUAACAAGACAUUCCAGCCUUGUCCAACUCUGAGUGUAACAACUGUGGAGCACUUCAUUUUAACUCUUAGAAAGAGAAUGAAGUCAAGAGUAGAUUUGAUGAAGGAAUUGCAAGACCUAGAAUGCGGUAAGAUAUUACCACUGAAAGGAAUUUAUGGGUCCAUAAGAUUAUCUGGUUCAUUAACACAGUGGCAGUCUGUAGGAUGGCCUGAAUAUAGUCAGUCACCUUCUACAACAUUUUUGAUAUCUGAGGGACUUGUAUCACAAAAUGACAUGCUUUAUAGAGCUAUAAUAACACGGCAAUCUGCCAAAUUAGUUGCUCUAGUAGCACUUAAAAGUGACUAUCCAAAGAAGAGCCCUAUAUUUUCAUUGACAUUACAUUGGAAUGGAACUCAUCAUUCAGGCAUUAAUGAUGAUAUUCGGGAUAUUGAGAGGGUGAUUAAUACAGAUUGGUGUGUGGAAAGUUCUAAACAACCUUUACUAACUAUACAAAUGACAAAGUUGUUGACAUAUAUGGAUAUUUUAUUAGAGACUUCUGGUUCUUUAGAGUUUCCACCAGACAAGGUAAUGUUUAGCCCAGUAAGAGGGCGCAAUAGAAUUAAACCAUACAAGUUUAUAAAACAAGGCACUGGCAUAUUUGUACAAUUUUAAAAAUAAAACAUUUGUCGUAUUUUAUACUUUAUUAUUUAACUG